AUGGCUACCUUGUUGCGCAUCGGAGCAAGGGCUGCCCCGCUCGCCGCGGGCGCCGUGCUCGGCUAUGCCGCGUACACCCUGCACAACAGCAAGCAGCAGCUCCUCAACCCUAUCCGUCUCGACGACUCGCCCUUCCCGACCCCGACGACUCUUCUCCCGGAAGCGAUCCACAUCUCGCCCAGCGGAGUUCCCAGUACGAUCACGCCGCUUGGCUGGGGAACGAACGAGUACCUCACCCUCCUCCCCACCAGCGACAAGAAGACGCUCAAGAACCCCACGCCCCUGCCUCAGCUUGGCGCAACGGCAUUGCGUCAUCUGGUCAUUCAGGAGAAGUACGGCGCGGCCAUUGAUGCUCGAGGUGACCUCUGGAUGUGGGGAACGGACUAUGACCCGUCAGGCGACGAUCUGGCCGAAGUGGCGGCCGCUCCGGGCAAGUUGUUCGCCCUCUCGAAGCGCGGACGGUUGUACGCCGUCUCCGCCGACCGCUCGUUCCAGGAGGGCAACGUCCCGUCCCGCGCGUACUGGAAGCGGCUUGCGUCGCGCGACCCGGGCGUCGACUAUGUCGAGCUGCAGCCCAACGUCCGCCUCGGCUGGGGCGAGAAGUGGACGAGCAUCUCUGUCGGCUCCAACCACCUGCUCGCGCUCACGAACAAGGGACGUACAUUCUCGCUUCCGCUGAACCCGGCCGCGAACUCGCACCGCCAGCUCGGCACCCGCCAAACCUUCCCCGUCCCCGCUACCAUGGCCGAGGCCGUCCGUGACGGCCCCACGCUCCCGCCCGCCUCCGACCCGCGCUUCGAGACCAAGCUCACUGAGAUCCCCGCCCUCAGCGGUAUCCGCAUCGCGCAGAUUGCCGCUUCUGACCGCUCGUCUUUCGUCCGCACCGCCGACGGCAAAGUGCUCGGCUUUGGCGCCAAUGAUUAUGGCCAGAUCGGCCUCGGAAACCGCACCACUGUCGCUACGAUCCCCACCCCCGUUGAGAUCGCAAUCGGCAAGGCGUACCCGGCUGGCACUCGCAUCUCGUGCUCGAACGUCUCGGCGGGCGGUGCGACGACAUUCUUCACGAUCGAGCGCGAGGACGGCAACAAGAAGCUCGUCGACGUCCUCUCGUGCGGUAACGGCCAGAACGGAACGCUCGGAACCGGCAUGUGGUCCUCGGCUUGCUACGAGCCCGCCAAAAUCAAGACCGGCCUCCAGGAGUACUCGGAGGCAACGCAGGAACUCGUCCCGCUCCAGAUUACGUCCAUCUCCGUCUCGCCCUCGAUGAACACGCACGCCUUUGCCGUCCUCGACACGCUCCAGUCUGCCGACCCCAAGGGUAAGAAGCAAAACAUGUUUGGCAAGGACGUCCUCGUCUGGGGAGGUAACAUCGACUACCAGCUCGGCACCGGUAAGCGAUCCUCGAUCGCGACGCCGACGCAUCUCCCGAGUCUGAUCCCUCACGCUAUGGACACGCUCGUCGCCAGUCGAACAGAGCAGAUUGACACGAAGGACUCGCCCGGCGGUCUCAAGCAGAAGCCGAUCCACUUCACCCGUCUCCAGCUCCACCAGACCAAGGCGGAUGCGUAUGACCUCAACGGAAAGCUCAUCAAGAGAGGCGUCCGCGCGGAGGAGACCAUUGUCCCUGGCUACAACUGCUCGGUCUUGUACAACAGAAUCAUUUGA
Molecule: messenger RNA, 1665 nt
Organism: Trichosporon asahii var. asahii CBS 2479
Lineage: Eukaryota; Fungi; Basidiomycota; Tremellomycetes; Trichosporonales; Trichosporonaceae
Exons: 4
Coding region: 1-1665 (554 amino acids)
Biological process (GO): mitochondrial respiratory chain complex III assembly
Cellular component (GO): mitochondrial inner membrane
Source: RefSeq, a predicted model, not a curated record